AUGGAGCCUACCAAAGUCCAGUCAGAGGGUGGCCUCAAUGUCACCCUUACCAUCCGCCUCCUCAUGCAUGGAAAAGAGGUUGGAAGUAUAAUUGGAAAGAAAGGAGAAACAGUAAAAAAGAUGCGAGAAGAGAGUGGAGCACGAAUCAAUAUUUCUGAGGGAAACUGCCCAGAGAGGAUUGUCACCAUCACAGGACCAACAGACACAAUCUUCAAGGCUUUUGCUAUGAUUGCCUACAAAUUUGAGGAGGACAUAAUCAAUUCCAUGAGCAACAGCCCAGCAACCAGCAAGCCUCCAGUCACCUUAAGGCUUGUUGUGCCAGCCAGCCAGUGCGGCUCCCUCAUAGGAAAAGGAGGAUCCAAAAUAAAAGAAAUGAGAGAGUCCACAGGGGCCCAGGUUCAGGUGGCAGGGGACAUGCUGCCCAACUCCACAGAACGUGCAGUGACAAUCUCUGGGACCCCAGAAGCCAUCAUCCAGUGUGUCAAACAAAUCUGUGUGGUCAUGCUGGAGUCCCCACCAAAAGGUGCCACCAUCCCUUAUCGCCCAAAGCCUGCCUCCACCCCCGUCAUUUUUUCAGGUGGCCAGGCCUACACAAUUCAGGGACAGUACGCCAUACCACAUCCAGAUCAGUUGACCAAGCUCCACCAGUUGGCUAUGCAGCAAACCCCCUUUACCCCUCUUGGACAGACCACCCCUGCUUUCCCUGGUUUGGAUGCCAGUCCACCAGCCAGUACCCAUGAACUCACCAUUCCCAAUGAUCUAAUAGGCUGCAUCAUUGGACGCCAGGGAACCAAAAUAAAUGAGAUUCGACAGAUGUCUGGGGCGCAGAUCAAAAUUGCAAACGCCAUGGAGGGCUCAUCAGAGCGCCAGAUCACCAUUACAGGGACUCCUGCUAACAUCAGCCUGGCCCAGUAUCUCAUCAAUGCCAGGCUGACGUCUGAAGUCACUGGAAUGGGCACACUCUAA
Messenger RNA from Scomber scombrus (Atlantic mackerel), 966 nucleotides. Its product is annotated as poly(rC)-binding protein 3. The transcript is spliced from 12 exons. The record is from RefSeq and is a predicted model, not a curated record. Lineage: Eukaryota; Metazoa; Chordata; Actinopteri; Scombriformes; Scombridae. The coding region runs from base 1 to 966 and encodes 321 amino acids. Gene Ontology annotation, biological process: regulation of RNA metabolic process; regulation of gene expression. Gene Ontology annotation, molecular function: mRNA binding. Gene Ontology annotation, cellular component: nucleus; cytoplasm.